Messenger RNA from Plectropomus leopardus (leopard coralgrouper), 1483 nucleotides. The record is from RefSeq and is a predicted model, not a curated record. Lineage: Eukaryota; Metazoa; Chordata; Actinopteri; Perciformes; Serranidae.
AUGUUUCAGAGGUUAAAAUCUGGCUGUUUAGGUAACGCCAUGGUGUUUAAGCCCUCUCCGUUUACUCCUGUGACUGCCGUCAUUCUGGCUGAGAUCUACAAAGAGGCGGGGGUGCCUGACGGGCUCUUCUGUGUGGUCCAAGGUGGAGCAGAGACCGGCACCUUGCUCUGCCAACACCCGCAGGUCGCCAAAGUGUCUUUCACCGGCAGCGUGCCAACAGGCAAAAAGGUCAUGGAAAUGUCUGCAAAGGGGGUGAAGCAGGUGACUCUGGAGCUCGGAGGGAAAUCUCCCCUCCUGAUCUUCAAAGACUGUGAGCUGGAAAACGCAGUGAAGGGAGCGCUCAUGGCAAACUUCCUGACGCAGGGGCAGGUUUGCUGCAACGGGACCAGAGUGUAUGUGCAGAGAGAGAUCAUGCCCCAGUUCCUGGAAGAAGUGGUGAAGAGGACGAAGGCCAUCCCUGUGGGCGACCCCCUGCAGGACGGCACCCGGAUGGGAGCGCUGAUCACCAAACCACAGCUGGAGAAAGUGCUGGGGUUUGUCAAUCAGGCCAAGCAGCAGGGAGCCAGGGUGCUUUGUGGAGGAGAGCCUUUUGUCCCCAGUGACCCCAAAUUGAAAGGGGGCUUCUUCAUGUCACCUUGUGUACUUGAUAACUGCAGAGACGACAUGACCUGUGUGAAGGAGGAGAUUUUCGGCCCGGUCAUGUCCGUGCUGCCUUUCGACACAGAGGAAGAAGUGAUCAAGAGGGCCAACAACACGACCUAUGGUUUGGCCUCUGGAGUCUUCACCAGGGACAUUGCUCGAGCCCAUCGUGUGGCCGAGAACCUGGAGGCAGGGACCUGCUUCAUCAACAACUACAAUAUCAGCCCUGUGGAAGUGCCGUUUGGAGGAUACAAGAAUUCAGGCUUUGGCAGAGAGAACGGCCAGGUGACGAUCGAGUACUACUCCCAGCUGAAGACUGUGGUCGUGGAAAUGGGCGACGUCGACAGCCUCUUCUAGACUCCUCUCACCAAGUUUACACCGCUGUGCCACAACUGUGAAUAAGACUUCUCCCUUCAGUCAUGAUCUAUGCACCAGAAUUAGCACUUUGCACGAAGGCUGCAUCCACACUAAUACAUUUAUAUAAAAUCCAAACAUAUUAGUGUGGAUUUAGCCAUCGUUUGCUUUAUGCGUGUUUACUUGCAGAUUUUUAGAGCCUGUAAGAAACCAAGAAGUAGACCUGUUCAAAAUUCUCUACUUUCUUCACGCAACGAGUGAAACAUCUUUAGCACUAACCAAGUAAAUGAUAAAAUUUUGAUCUGCUUAUUAAAAAAAAAACAACAUGCUGCUGUGAGUUUGUGUACGACCAUGAGCCUUAUUUAGAAAUGCUGCGUGAAGUGAACUGUGCAUCAGCAUUAAUCAGUCAGAUUUUUAUACUGAAUGGUUAACUGACAUGCGAUUGGACAUCUGACACCUUUUUAUGAAAAUAAAAUGUUUUAGGCACAAA